This is a messenger RNA of Pichia membranifaciens NRRL Y-2026, 2370 nucleotides long. RefSeq lists its product as hypothetical. The transcript has a single exon. Gene Ontology annotation, cellular component: fungal-type cell wall. The coding region runs from base 475 to 1920 and encodes 481 amino acids. The record is from RefSeq and is a predicted model, not a curated record. NCBI's taxonomy places the organism in Eukaryota, Fungi, Ascomycota, Pichiomycetes, Pichiales, Pichiaceae.
GUUUCAGCUCGUGCACGGAGCAGGGCCGCAGGCUGGGUCGUUUCUUUUCUUUUCCCGGCUUUCUGUCUGUGUGUCUCUGUGCCCGGCGGCCUCUUUCCCUCCUCCCGUCGACCCCUGUUCCCUCGUCCGUGCUUGCCUCUCCUUCCCUUCGUCUCCUUUCCUCCUUUGCCCGCCCCUCCCCUGGUUAAGCCCCUCCUGCCUGCCUUACACUGCUCUUCAGCUCCACCGUGACACAUCCGCUACUCGUCUCGUCUCGUCUGCUCAGAUAGCUUGCUUUUGUCGAGCAACACAACUAACCCCAGUCUUUCCUUAACACCUGCACAAGCGCAAACCAGCAACAGAAGUGAACAUUGCACUUGUUCGCUAUCCCAUCUUCAUCUGUCGACAACCAACUAACUUAAUACUUUCUUUAAUAACCCGCCAAACCGUCGUUGAAACAGAAACAAGAUCAGUCAUUCCUUAUAGUCCAUCUCCAUGAGAUUCUCAACUUCCCUUUUGUACUCCAUCGCCACAGCGUUGGUGUCCACAUCCACCGUCGACGCCGGCUGCCAGUACAUCGGCGGCAACUACUACUGUAACUCGGUCUCCGCCGUCCAAUACCAAAACGUCGGCUUCUCCGGGUCCUACAACGACGUCACCAACAUGGACGAAACCACUUGCCAGUGCUCCUCCUCUCCAAAAUCCUUCUCAGGUACUCUCUCCCCAUUAGACGAAGAGCUUUCUAUCCACUUCAGAGGCCCUAUCAAGUUGGCCCAGUUUGGUGUCUACUACCCUGCCUCUUCCAAGAUGGCCAAGAGAGACUUCUCUGACGCCGACGCCGCUGCUGCUGCUGCAGAUGCUCCUGUUGCCGACGCUUCCUCCGAUGCAGCACCAUGUGUCACCACCAAACACAUCCACCACAGACACAAGAGAGCUCCUGUCAUCGAGUACGAAUACGUUACAGAGACUGUUCCAGCCGGCCAGAACAUUAACCCCGCAGGACCUUCUUCUUCUACCGCACCAACUGGCCAACCAGCCCCAUUAUAUGGACCGGCUUCCAGCUCCGGCACAACUCUUUUGACCUCUACCCUUUCUCAAUCAUAUGCUCCGGGUCCAAAUACAGCCACUUUUGUUUCUUCUGGAUCCACUACCGGUGCUUCCCCUUCUGCAUCCUCAUCCUCAUCCUCAUCCUCAUCACCUUCUUCUGGUAGUGGUGGUGACUGGGUCAGAUCUUCCUACUUCACCCCAGGAUCAGCCGACGGACUGGUUUUCCUGAACAGUAAGGGUGGUUCUGCAGGCUCAGGAACGUGGUCUUCAUGUUUCGGUAACUCCCUUUCUUACUGUGCUUCCGAUGGUGUCAACGGUGCCGCCUCUGCUCAAGCCUUAGGCGACGUCACCAUCGAUUCCGACGUCGAAUUCAUGAUCUUCCACUCCUCCCUAUGUUCAGAUUCUUCCAUUAGUGACUGUGGCUACUACCGUUCCGAUAUACCUGCCCACCAUGGUUUCGCAGGUGCAGAAAAGGUGUUUGUAUUUGAAUUCCAAAUGCCUUCCAAUUCAGGUUCCUCUUUCAACGGUGACAUGCCAGCCAUCUGGAUGCUGAACGCUAAGAUCCCAAGAACCCUUCAAUACGGUAACUCAGCUUGUUCUUGUUGGUCUACUGGUUGUGGUGAGUUUGAUAUCUUUGAAAUCUUGUCCGCAGGCUCCGAUAAGUUGAUCAGUCAUCUCCAUGACGGUCAAGGUUCCACCGGUAGUUACGGUGGUGGUGGUACUUCUGACUACUUCUCCAGACCUUAUGGUUCUACAAUGAAAGCUGCCGUUGUCUUCCAAGACGGUAACAUUUCCAUUGUCGUCUUAGACGAUGAUACUACAUUCGGUUCCUCUCUUUCCGCUUCCACUGUUAACGGUUGGGCAUCAACAAGUGGUACUCAAGUAUCGAUCUAAGGAAAAAGAGUUGUCGUUCAAAUCAAUGAUUUCUCUUUUCUCUUUAGCUAACUAGCUUUCCACUAACUUCGCCAAACCUGUACAACCUCGAAUUAUACUAAUAUACUACCCGUUUACAAUUCACUACUAUAUUACAUUUAAAUUCCGUUUGAAAGAUUCAGUCUUUCAAUUUUGUUUCCUUUUACUUGUUCUUGUUCCUGUUUUUAUUUCUUUUACUCUUUCUUUUUCUUUUUUCUUUUUGAAUUUACUUUCAUAUUAAAAUGUUCCAAUCGCAUGAAUUUGUGUUUUUUUUGUUAGCCGAAUUCUGCCUCUACUGCUUUGUGUUUACUUUCUUUUUCUGUCCCAACAACUUAUAAUGUAUACAUGUAUGUAUAUAUAUGAAGCUCUUUCAUAAUUUAGUCACAAAUAUAUUGGAUAAUAUACUACAGCAUCAUCUGCGCAAAAAAUUAU